UCCUUCAGUGAUAUGGAUUACGUAAAAAAGAAUAUACAAAUCAGGAAAUCCGUAUCCUUGAAGAAUCCGGAUUAUAUCCGCACUAUAAAUACAGGAUACCUGAGGCGAUUUAUCUCACAAAUCCAUUCAAGCAAACCUAAGAAUUCUCUUUCAGUGCUCUCUCUUUACGCACCAGCUUUCUUGCAACCCAUAUUCAUUGUCUUCCGAGCGAUCAUGGCUAAUCUCAGGAAAACAAUACUGGCGGUUUCUUUCUUGGCGACGGCUCUUUGCGGAGUCUCCAUGGCUACAGUUUACCAAGUUGGUGACUCUGCUGGUUGGACAAGCAUGGGUCAAGUUGAUUACCAAGAUUGGGCUGCCAACAAGAAUUUUCACGGUGGUGAUUCUCUUGUCUUCAACUACAACAACCAAUUCCACAACGUGAAGCAAGUGACGCAUCAGGAUUUCGAGUCAUGCAAUGCAACAUCACCAAUAGCUACUUACACCAACGGCUCCGACACUGUCACUCUUGAAAAGCUUGGCCACUUCUACUUCAUAUGUGGUUACCCUGGUCACUGCCAAGCAGGACAAAAGAUUGAUAUCCUGGUUACUCCGGCAACUUCAAAAUUGAGUCCUGCUCCGUUAUCUCAGAUCUCACCUAGUAGUGCUUCAACUCUUUCUUCUAGUAAUCUUUCUUGGGCUUCGGGUGUGCUACUUGCAAUCUGUCUCUCGGGAUUUUGCUAUUAG
Populus euphratica (Euphrates poplar) is the source of this 723-nucleotide messenger RNA. Its product is annotated as blue copper protein-like. Gene Ontology annotation, cellular component: plasma membrane. Bases 13 to 723 code for a protein of 236 amino acids. Gene Ontology annotation, molecular function: electron transfer activity. NCBI's taxonomy places the organism in Eukaryota, Viridiplantae, Streptophyta, Magnoliopsida, Malpighiales, Salicaceae. The transcript has a single exon. The record is from RefSeq and is a predicted model, not a curated record.